Messenger RNA from Cercopithifilaria johnstoni, 330 nucleotides. NCBI's taxonomy places the organism in Eukaryota, Metazoa, Nematoda, Chromadorea, Rhabditida, Onchocercidae. The record is from the annotation of a GenBank genome assembly.
AUGCUACCAGCUGAUGCAUUGUGUACACUAUCACUGAUAUGCCUUAUGCCUUACAACGUUUAUAAAUUAUCAGAAAGAAAUUUGGCAAAACGCUUUGUAUGUGAAAAAUGUUCAGGAGCACUCUGCAUUUCAAAUACAUCAUUUUUGUCGACUGCAUUUAUUCAAAAGUCGGUGUUUAUAUGAGCGGAAGAGAGACAGCGUCUUUUGGACAAUCGAUUGAAAGCUGAGCGCACCUCCCCUCGCAGUCAUUCACCAUGUUUGGGCCCCGCGUGUGGUGGUGGUUUCAUCAUUUGGUCUAGUUGGUGGGCGCCAGUCUUCGCUUCUCCGUAG